AUGCCAGGAAAACGAAAGAGGAGACGGCCUUAUGACGCAGCUGGAAAUCAUAAGCGCCCUAAAGUUGAGCAACUAGCCCUAGUUCAGCAUGAUAUACUGCGACGUUAUUAUACUCACAUAUUUACCCUGAGGGAGUACAUUAUUGAUAAACUGCCAAUCAGGUCUAAAAACAAUGGAAAAAAGAGAUGGAUUGACGAGAAAUUUGAUCAAAGUGAAGAGGCCAAAAUAUGCACAGAAUUUCUUGAUACUACAUAUAUUGGCGUAACCCAGACUGAAGAGUUAUCCCAGGAAUAUAUGCUGAAGCAGUGGGAUAUUUUUGCCCAGAAAUCUGGUCACCAAAAGUCAUACAAAUCUCAUUCCAAUAGACGCUUACAGGAUGAAAUAGUCGACUUUUCAAUCUGGCUUCUUUUCUCUAGAACACUUUCGUCCAUCGGAAAAGGCCAACAUCUCCUUAUACAGGGCUAUAGAAAGUGUUCCGAAUUCUAUUCAUGUAAUAGACAAGAAAAUGAAAACUAUUCUAUUCCCGGAGUAACCUCGAUUUACCCGAACAGUUAUGUAGAUUCCAUGAAAGCCUCGCCAUGGCCACAAAUAUUGGCUAAAUUAGACGGAUAUGGAGAAAAAAUAAUGCUUGAUUUAAUUAUACGAUGUGGGAUAUUUAGGCCAGUCGCAAAUUCACCUUGUAACUUGUAUCAAACAAGUGGGUUUCCACUUGACCAAGCUUGUCACAUACAAUCUGCUGAGAGUAAGCCGGAGAUAUCCGCAUUAGUAUCUCCAAAGCAAGAAUUACGUACGCCCUCAAAUAUUAGAUUCAUUCGAAAUCGCCUUAUGUAUGCGCGUCCCAAAUUGAAUAGUAAAGGCGAAAUAAGACUUGGCUUCAGGCAUACUCAUUUUUUCAACAGAUACCCGAUCGCUAGAGAAUCUAGUGAGAAUGUAUCAAGGAUAGGUCAAAAUUCCAGUUACAUUCUCAUGUUCAUGUUUCCUCGACAGUUCGGUCUACACAAUAUAUUUAGCAGUGGUAGCGAUAGCUCUCAGAAUAUUCAGUCAUGCUAUCAUGAUAAAAUUCGAGAAAAAGAAAUAAAAGACAGAUAUCCAUCCCAGAACUCUAUUAAGAUUCCCAAGAGACUUCGUGGGAAGCCGUCAGCUUUAACAGAGCGAAUGCACGCUCUGCACAAAAAAUGUUCUUACCGCAAGUUACUUGAAUACUAUUGUCCUGCCAGCACUCACAAAGAUGCGAAUUUCACCUCUAUGGAAUCAAACGCAAAGGAAGUGAUAAACAAAUCAAUUGAGCACACCAACUCUCUUACCAAAAACGCUACACACGAAAGAUCCCUAGCUGAGCAUGCUACGCCAGUAGCUCUGGUUUCAUCAUUCUGUUGUGCUAUUUUGGAUAAUUUGAUUCCACCCAACUUCUGGGGAACUACAGAGUUGCAGAUUAGAAAUCGAAAAACUUUUUACCGCAACGUCGAUCAAUUUUUGAAGCGAAGGAGGUAUGAGACUCUGUCAUUACAUGAGGCGUUACAAGGCCUUCAGAUUAAGAAUAUUGAAUGGCUCGGCUCUUCUAAUAAUCAGAAAUUAUGUCAAUCGGACUAUUCAAAGCGCCUGGAUCUAUUUCAUGAAUUUAUAUAUUUUAUUUUUGAUUCUAUUUUGAUUCCACUUAUUCGUACCAACUUUUAUGUCACAGAAUCCAAUCUUAACCGGAACCAAAUUUUUUACUUCCGCCACGAUGUCUGGCGAUUAAUUACUGAACCGACUCUCUCAUCUCUUAAGAUAAAUUUGCUCAAAGAAAUUCCACCACAGCAAGCCAGAAAAAUGUUAAGCUCCUGUGCCCUAGGGUACAGUCAAUUAAGACUUUUGCCUAAAGAACAAGGGUUCAGGCCAAUUAUGAAUCUAAAGGGGAGAAUACGCAAAGCAGGCGGUCGGCUUGUACACGGUCGAAGUAUUAAUUCCAUGCUAUCUCCAAUCCACAAUGUUCUCACUCUUGAGAAGAAAACUCGACCAGAUUUGCUAGGCGGUGCAUUAUUUUCUGUGGGUGACAUAUUUACUAAGCUUGAUCGUUUUAAGUCUGGGCUCAAGUGUUCAGAACCCUUCUACUUUGCCAAAGUAGACGUUCAAGCUGCUUUUGACACAAUUCCUCAGGCAGCGAUCUUAAGAUUAAUAUCGACUAUAAUUUGUGAAGAUAAAUAUACAAUAGGCCGUCAUGCCGAAAUUAAAUUAAGAAACCAUUCGGAAAAUGCUGCCUUCAACCCAGCUAAGAAGUGGGUAGCAAAUGCGCAUUUCUCCGAAGAUAUUGCGACUUUUGCUGAAAAGCUUAGCAGCUCUAUAGCUCAGCGCAAGAAGAAUACCAUUUUUGUCGAAAAUUUGACUCAUAAAAAUUUCGAUCGCUCAGAGUUGCUCCUUCUUCUGUCUAAACAUUUAAGGUACAAUAUGGUGAAGAUAGAAGAUACUUAUUAUCAACAAGUAAAUGGUAUUCCUCAAGGAUCGGUUAUAUCUACGACGCUUUGUAAUUACUUUUAUGCUGAUAUAGAAUCUACUGUUUUUUCUUUUCUCCGGCCCGAAGAAAGUCUCCUUUUACGCCUCAUUGAUGACUUUCUUCUUAUUACGACUAAUGCAUCACAUGCAAAGCGAUUUAUUCAAACUAUGCAUGACGGUCUACCAUCCUAUGGAGUAAGUGUGAACCCGCGUAAAACUUUGGUUAACUUCCAGAUCACCAUCAAUAAAGAUGAAAUCCUUCGAUCCGACAAGUUAACAUUUCCAUAUUGCGGCUGUCUCUUAAACACAAAAACUCUUGAUAUUCUCUGGGAUAGUGCAAAAAACAAAAAUACAGUCGCCAAUUCAAUCACUAUUGAAUACACACGAACACCAGGGAAAAUAUUUCAGCUAAAACUGCUCAACGCUUUCAAGCUAUACACUCACCCUAUGUUUUAUGAUCAAGUACAUAAUAGUCUCUUCACCAUACUUCAGAACACUUUUAAUGCACUUGAAGAAACAGCAUUGAAAAUGUACGCCUAUAUCUCUGGGCUUUCGCUCAAGAAACGGCCAUCUACAGAACUUAUUAUACAGGCCUUAGAGAUGCUUUUCCUUGGCGCAGAGAAAAUCAUUUGUCGCAGGGCCCGAGGAAACAAAUUCAAGAGAAAUAGCAAUGAAUUUGGAGGCUCGAAAAAAGUGCGUGACUUUCAAAUCAGAAAAGGGUCGGUUGAAUGGCUUGCCAUUACCGCUUUUCAUCAAGUGUUGAUGAAGAAACAGACAAGGUUCACUUCAGUUAUCACUUGGCUGGAGUCUCGUAUGCAGAUCUUGUAUUCUCGUCGAGGUAGAGCUUUGGAGAAAACGAUAGCUCAAAUUAAGAUUCACUGA
Blumeria graminis f. sp. triticale is the source of this 3351-nucleotide messenger RNA. Lineage: Eukaryota; Fungi; Ascomycota; Leotiomycetes; Helotiales; Erysiphaceae. The record is from the annotation of a GenBank genome assembly.